Callorhinchus milii (elephant shark) is the source of this 2644-nucleotide messenger RNA. RefSeq names its product cyclin B2 (gene ccnb2). Gene Ontology annotation, cellular component: nucleus; cyclin-dependent protein kinase holoenzyme complex; cytoplasm. Gene Ontology annotation, biological process: regulation of cyclin-dependent protein serine/threonine kinase activity; mitotic cell cycle phase transition. The record is from RefSeq and is a predicted model, not a curated record. Lineage: Eukaryota; Metazoa; Chordata; Chondrichthyes; Chimaeriformes; Callorhinchidae. The transcript has 10 exons. Gene Ontology annotation, molecular function: cyclin-dependent protein serine/threonine kinase regulator activity. Bases 228 to 1475 code for a protein of 415 amino acids.
CACACACACCCACCCACCAGCUGCUUGGUUUAAAGCCCCCCCCACCACUUUCUCUCGUUUAUUCACUACAUACUCACCUGCUAACAAUAGCUCCAACUCGCCGCGUCGCGGUCUGCAGGACUGGAAAAAUACCCGUCUCUUAAUUGUUUCCGACUGUGGGAGCAACGUGGCGUCAAGUCGCUACUGUUAGCACAAGCAUCUUAAGACAAGACCCUUGGAGGCAGACUAUGAGGAACAUGGAGAACGUGUCUACAAUCAACCCACUCGGCAAGUUAACGGUUCCCACGAGGAGGCCUGCUCUAGGAGAAAUUGGAAAUGCUGUUCUAACCCGAGCUGCAGUGCAAAGAAAGGCUAAUGUAAAAGCCCCUCCCAAACCAGUGGUCCCGAAAGCAAAGGUGUUCCCGGAAAAACGAGUGGGGCAGGAAAAGCGUUUGCUGCUGCAAGUCACACAGCCUGUACUCUAUAAGGCUCCUCCAUGUCCAACACCUAUGGAUGUGUCCAUUAAAGGGGACCAAGCUUUUUCUGAUGCCUUGCUGGGGGUGGAAGAUAUUGAUGCUGAAGAUGCUGAUAACCCUCAGAUGUGCAGUGAAUAUAUAAUGGAUAUCUACAAGUAUUUGCGACAGUUAGAGGUGCAGCAGUCGAUCAAAGUCAAGUACCUCGCCGGCCAAGAGAUCAACGAACGGAUGCGAGCAAUUCUCGUUGACUGGCUAAUUCAAGUUCACUCCAGGUUCCAUCUGCUCCAAGAGACUCUCUACAUGGGCAUAGCUAUCGUGGACCGUUUUCUGCAAAGCCAGCCAGUUUCUCGCAAGAAUCUGCAGCUGGUCGGUGUAACAGCUAUGCUUCUGGCUUCCAAAUAUGAGGAAAUGUAUGCUCCUGAGAUAGGGGACUUCGUGUACAUCACAGACAAUGCUUACACCAAGGCCCAGAUCAGGCAAAUGGAAAUACUGAUUCUUAAAGAGCUUGACUUCAAAUUGGGUCGUCCACUACCACUCCACUUCCUCAGGAGGGCUUCAAAGGCUGGUAAUGUUGAUGCUAAGAAGCACACGCUUGCAAAAUACUUGAUGGAGCUAACUCUUAUGGACUAUGAUAUGGUGCACUACCAUCCUUCUGAAGUUGCUGCUGCUGCACUCUGCUUGUCUCAAAGGGUCUUGGAUCAAAGCAAAUGGACACCAGCGCUGGCUUACUAUACUGACUACAGUGAGGAAAUCUUGCAUCCCAUUAUUCAACACUUGGCAAAGAAUGUGGUGAAUGCAAAUGAAGGACGCACACAUCAUUCUGCUAUAAAGAACAAAUACGCAGGUGCCAAGCUACUCAAAAUCAGCACAAUUCCUCAGCUAAGGACUGCGGUUAUCAAAGACCUGGCGGCUCCUCUAUUGAAAACUCUUAGCCUGACAGCGAGAGACACUCCUUGCAAAAUAAGCUCUUGCACUUACCUGAGAGAUGAUCUGCUGCUACAAUGUAAAUGUCAACCGUAAGAUUUGUUUUUAAGACUCUGGGUGAAGCUUUACUGUCCUAUCGCCAUGUUCACAGGUGAGUGCUUUCCCCAGCUCAAAAUAAUUAUCGAUACUUGGUAUCUUGAUCAAUAUUGGCAAUUGCUCACUCGUGUCUAUUAUAGUCUGUCAAUCGGGGCUAGGUAGGUGGUGCGGCUUAUCACAAUUUAAAAUGAGACGAAGGAGCAAUAGGGAAUCGCAUUAACAAUUUUGGCCGAUUGAGAACCAAACCAGCAUGAAGGAUUUAAAAAUGUAAUUUUUUUUGGUUUAAACUGCAGUAAAUGUUGUUCCCAGAUUUUAUUGAGCAUGAUGGGACUCCACCUAGCAGACCCCUAACCUAGACUCCUGUUGGAAACUUGCUUUUUAACACACUUUUCUCUUCCCCCACACCACUACAUGGGCUCUAGUCUAGUCUCCUGAAUGCAAAUUAUUGACCAUCCUAUCCUGGUCAUGUUGUGGUUUUAAAUCGAUGUACAUUUUUGACCUGGAAGCAGAAAUUUUAUACUUCUUUUGGGCAAAUAAAAAAAAUAAAAUUUUUGAUCCUUUUUUUUUAAAAAAAAAAAUAUGACUACUCUUUACAAAACUGAAGUGUCGUAUCGGGGUCGGUAACUGAGAGGAUUGGAAUGUCAAAAGACCUUGGAUGUGUCCGAAAUGUCAUCUUAGCUUGGUCAGUAGGAUUGGCGAUUUACUUCAUGGAUGUUUUGUGGGCAGUCGCUGUGCGCAAACUGGCUGACCUGUUUGCCCACAGAAUAGUCGCUGCAUUUAACAGUAUAACCUGAUGUGAAAGGAACUAUAAACCACAUUUAAUUGAAUGUUCAUUGCAGAUUGUAUUAGUGGUACUGUAAUAGCUCAGUCUCUCAGUGAUAUGCUGCCCUCUCGUGGCCCGUCCAUGGCAAUUCAUUCUCCUCCUAUUAGAAGGAACGAUAGAUUGCCUACAAAAUAAUUAUAUUUUACAGUAAAUCCCACCCCCCCCCUCCACUCCCAUUGUAAAUGUUUCUAUAUUGAACACAAGAAUUUUAUUGGAUCGUAAAGGCUUUGGGUGAAGCGUUUGAUCUCCCAGCUAACCAAACCUUCAAUCCUUAAGUUGGCUGGAUUCUGUGGCACGAUCAAGUUUUUGUUUUUGGACUAAUUAAUGUAUUGAAAAAUGUAUUCUU